Messenger RNA from Chironomus riparius, 1110 nucleotides. Lineage: Eukaryota; Metazoa; Arthropoda; Insecta; Diptera; Chironomidae. The record is from the annotation of a GenBank genome assembly.
AUGGAUAUUGAAGCAGUCGAGUGUAAUGGAAACGGAAUUAAAUUUUUUCAAUUAAAAUUUUUCCGAGAUAUAAGGCGAUUUAUAAACGUGGUGAAAACAGUAUUGCGAUGGAAUGUUCAUUGCAAGAGGCAAUUAGAAUAUACAGAGUCGUUGAUGCUAGCAAACUUGAAAACACCAUACAAGAAGUUCUUCGUUGAUUUGGGCAACUGUGUAGGAUCAAAUGACAGAAUAUGGACCUUAGCAAUGAAUACUGAUCUUGAGCAUGAGGUUCACACGCCGAUGGUUCUUUUGCAUGGAUACGCAAGUGCUUUAGCUUUCUGGAUGCUCAAUUUGGACUCAUUUGCCGCCGAAAGACCUGUUUAUGCUGUCGAUUUACUUGGAUUUGGAAAGAGUUCGCGCCCUUCAUUUUCAGAAAAUCCACAAGAGAUUGAAGAUCAGUACGUUACAUUUCUUGAGGAAUGGCGAAAAGUAAUGAAGUUAGACAAAAUGAUAUUAUUAGCGCACAGUUUCGGAGGAUGGAUAGCAUGUUUGUAUGCACUAAAAUAUCCAGAGAGAGUCCAACACUUAAUUCUUGCUGAUCCUUGGGGAUUGGAUUCAGCACCAUGUAUGUCAACACAUUCAAUUUUGAAACGAAUUUACAUAAAAUUGUUCACGAGAACCCCACCACUUACUUUUAUCAGAGCUUUUGGACCUUUUGCAUCAACAGUUUUCAGAAAUUUAAGGACGGAUGUUGUAGGAAAGUUUGAGAGUGUUAUGGCUGAUCGACAUAAAAGAGCCAUAUCAGAAUAUAUUUAUCAUUGCAAUAGCGUUAAAAUAUCAGGUGAAAGAGCUUUCCAUGCUUUACUAGAAAACGGUCCAUGGCCGAAAUUUCCAUUGGCUGCUAGAAUGACAGAAUUACACACAGACAUCCCCUUAACAUUCGUAUAUGGCGAACAAUCGUGGAUUGAUAGUACGCCAGGUUAUAUAAUUAAAUUAAGCCGUCCAAAUAGUUAUACACACAUCGAAGUUGUUGAUAAUGCUGGACAUAAAGUUUUUAGUGAUGAUGAACUAACAUUUAAUUCUAUUGUCUUAAAGGCAUGUAAAAUUUUAAAGUCAAAUAAUGUUCAAUAA